Staurois parvus is the source of this 291-nucleotide messenger RNA. Lineage: Eukaryota; Metazoa; Chordata; Amphibia; Anura; Ranidae. The record is from the annotation of a GenBank genome assembly.
GGGCACUGAUGAGGUGGCACAGAUAGGCAGCACUGAUAAGCAGCACUGAUAUGCAACAAUGAUGAGCACUGACAGACACGGCCAGGGGCGGACUGACAACUCAUGGGGCCCCCGGGCAAUAGGGGAUGAUGGGGCCCCUGUGUCCUUGCCCAAACUCAAAAAAGCCUAUGAAAAAGGUACCAGGGGCAUCUCAUGGGGCCCCCUACUGACCCCGGGCCCUCGGGCAGUGCCCGAGUUUCCAAAUGGUCAGUCUGCCCCUGGAAAGGGCUGAUCACAUGGUAAAAAGCCGCU